GCUGCCGGUGAGAAGAUCUUCAAGCAGAAAUGCGCCCAGUGUCACACCGUUGAUAAAGGCGCUGGCCACAAGCAAGGGCCCAAUUUGAAUGGACUAUUCGGCAGACAAUCUGGUACCACUCCUGGUUACUCUUACUCUGCUGCGAACAAGACCAAGGCUGUCUGCUGGGAAGAGAAAACGCUAUAUGAUUACUUGCUCAACCCUAAGAAGUAUAUUCCUGGAACAAAGAUGGUUUUCCCUGGAUUGAAGAAACCUCAGGAACGCGCAGAUCUCAUAGCUUAUCUGAAGGAUUCAACUGCCUGAAUUGCGUUUUGUAGCCAAAGGAGAUUUUUUUUAGUAGUAAUGGAUGGAUACACACCCGUUACUCCAGUUUCAAAUUCUUUUGCCAAUAAUACCAACCAUCAUAAACUGUCUUUGUGACUUUAUUCUUUCUCUGGUCUGGUAUAAAACUAUAAAUACAGGCUAGCAGAAGAUUGACUUUAUCUACUGUAUGACUUCUUAAAACUAUAUUUCAAGUUUUUUGCUACUUCAAAUGCACUUCUUUUUCAUUGCAUCGGGGUAAAAAUGCAUAUUUAUGUUACAUUGGAUGCAGUUGUUUGCAUCUUGUAAGCUA
This is a messenger RNA of Cuscuta europaea, 613 nucleotides long. NCBI's taxonomy places the organism in Eukaryota, Viridiplantae, Streptophyta, Magnoliopsida, Solanales, Convolvulaceae. The record is from the annotation of a GenBank genome assembly.